Messenger RNA from Cheilinus undulatus (humphead wrasse), 1590 nucleotides. RefSeq names its product deoxyribonuclease-1-like 2. Gene Ontology annotation, molecular function: DNA nuclease activity. Gene Ontology annotation, biological process: DNA catabolic process. Gene Ontology annotation, cellular component: nucleus. Lineage: Eukaryota; Metazoa; Chordata; Actinopteri; Labriformes; Labridae. The record is from RefSeq and is a predicted model, not a curated record. The coding region runs from base 139 to 1101 and encodes 320 amino acids. The transcript has 10 exons.
GCCAAUCUGACAACCAGGAAGGUGUGAAGCUGAUGUCAUCAGCAGCAGCAGGUAACAGCCUCCACCCUGCAAAAGUUUGGCAAAGUUUGAGCAGCAGAGACGUACGGUCAGCCCUCGGCUCACCUGGACAGUGCAACCAUGAGGUGGCGCUCUCCUUCUCUCCCUCUCCUCCUCCUCUUCGCCUGUUUCCUCGUCCCCAUAGUCUGCAAAGUGACGAAACCAGAGUUCAGGAUCUGUGCAUACAAUCUGCAGAGAUUUAACGCCAUGAAAGCAUCGAACUACAGAGUGAAGCACGCUCUGAUACGGAUUCUGUCCCGCUGUGACAUCAGCCUCCUACAGGAAGUGAUGGAUCCUGAAGGUAAAGCCAUCAAAGCUCUGCUGGCGGCCCUCAACAGGUACAGUGAAAGGGAAACUGACAGGUAUGAGAACUACCACUAUAAGUCCGUGGCCAGUAAGAGUCUGGGAACCAAGCCUGACAACAUGCAGCAGUACGUCUUCAUCUACAGGACGGAGACGGUGAGCGUGCUCAGUCAGCAUCAGUACCAGAAGAAACAAUCCUUCGCCAGAGAGCCGUUCGCUGUUUUUUUCCAGAGCCAGAAGACGGCGAUCAAGAAGUUUAUCCUGGUUCCUCUGCACACGGAGCCCAAACAGGCGGUGCGCGAGGUGGACCGGCUCUACGACGUCUUCACGGAAGUGAGCAAGAAGUGGGACAACAAGAACGUGAUGUUCCUGGGAGAUUUCCACGCCGGCUGCGCCCACAUGACCAAGCAUGACAAGAAGAAGAUCCGACUGUUCCAGACCAAGUUCUCCUGGCUGAUCUCGGACAAAGUGGACACGACCGUCACCGAGGACACCAGCUGUGCUUACGACAGGAUCGUGGUGCACGGGGAACCCUUCCUGAAGGGGAUCAUUCCGUACUCUGCAAAAGUCUUCAACUUUGGGAAAGAGUUCAAACUCCCCCGAUCCAAGGUAAUGGAAGUUAGCGAUCACUUCCCUGUGGAAGUGAGACUAAAGAGCUCCGCCCUCCUCCUACAGGCCACGCCCCUACUGAUCCUCCUCAGCAUCUGCAUGGUUGUCCAAUCCUUUGUACCGUCUCUGUGAUCGUCUGGUAGAGUCUGCUCACCUGCACGCCAGCUCUCUUAUUGAUCACGUUUAAACAGGAGUGGUAAAAUACUUGAAUCAGUAGAGGAUUGUUUGAUCCUAUUAGAAACUUUGUCUGACUUGAAAUUGGCGCCCCCUGGUGGACAACUCCUUUCUUUUUUGUUAAAUUUGUUGUUCUACAUAUGCAAGGUAUGUCUUCUACCCGAAAAAUUCUCAUCUAAGUCAGAAAAACAUAGUUAAAGUCAACCCUAAACUUAAAGAAUCCCUCCUUUAUCAGAUGUUCUUGAUGUAAAUACUGUAGAUUCAUUUAAAUGAACAUUUUUUAACCACUGUUGGAGCAGGUUAGCUAUUAUGGUCUGUUUGUUUCUGUUCCUUCUGUACAGAGAGUGGUGUAAAUAUUUGGAAUAUGCCAGAAGAAUGUAUUAAAAAUGCGUUUUUGGUGUUUUAUAUGUUUUAAAAUUUCAGUAAAGUUUUCUAUGUUAAAAUAAA